Molecule: messenger RNA, 2453 nt
Organism: Limanda limanda (common dab)
Lineage: Eukaryota; Metazoa; Chordata; Actinopteri; Pleuronectiformes; Pleuronectidae
Exons: 12
Coding region: 134-1165 (343 amino acids)
Biological process (GO): cytoskeleton-dependent cytokinesis; regulation of exocytosis; cell division
Cellular component (GO): septin complex; microtubule cytoskeleton; synaptic vesicle
Molecular function (GO): molecular adaptor activity; GTPase activity; GTP binding
Source: RefSeq, a predicted model, not a curated record
GGGUUUCCCUUCCUGGGCUGGGACGGCGGCGAGAGUCCAAAAAAAAAGAAAGAAGCAGCUCCCGUUGAUUAGGAACAAUCCCGCUGAGGUGUUUUUACCAGUAAGCUCGUCAGACGUCCAGUAAACAGGAGCGAUGUCUGAAAAGGGGAAGUUCCAAGAUGCAUCAGGCUAUGUAGGUUUUGCCAACCUUCCAAACCAAGUUCACAGAAAAUCUGUGAAGAAAGGCUUUGAAUUCACCCUAAUGGUUGUAGGGGAGUCUGGUUUGGGAAAAUCAACACUCAUAAACAGCCUGUUUCUCACUGAUCUCUACCCUGAACGCUUCAUCCCUGGUGCCGCAGAGAAGAUUGAGAGGACGGUGCAGAUUGAAGCAUCGACCGUUGAGAUUGAGGAGAGAGGAGUGAAGCUUCGUCUCACUGUGGUCGACACCCCUGGAUACGGCGACGCCAUCAACAGCCAGGACUGCUUCAAGACCAUCAUCCAGUACAUUGACAAUCAGUUUGAACGGUACCUCCAUGACGAGAGCGGACUGAACCGAAGACACAUUGUGGACAACAGGGUGCACUGCUGCUUCUACUUCAUAUCUCCAUUUGGACACGGUCUGAAGCCGCUGGAUGUGGAGUUCAUGAAGGCCAUCCACAGCAAAGUCAACAUCGUUCCAGUCAUCGCCAAGGCUGACACGCUGACACUGAGGGAGAGGGACCGCCUGAAGAGGAGGAUCCUGGAUGAGAUCGCCGAGCACGGGAUCAGAAUCUAUCAGCUGCCUGACGCAGACUCAGAUGAGGACGAGGAGUUCAAGGAGCAGACAAGAGUCCUGAAGGCGAGCGUUCCCUUUGCUGUGAUCGGCUCCAAUCAGCUGAUUGAGGUGAAGGGGAAGAAGAUCCGUGGUCGUCUCUAUCCCUGGGGAGUGGUUGAAGUGGAGAACCCUGAGCACAAUGACUUCCUCAAACUACGCACCAUGCUUGUGACCCACAUGCAGGACCUGCAGGAGGUGACUCAGGAUCUGCACUACGAGAACUUCCGCUCCGAGAGGCUGAAGAGAACGGGCAGGGCUGCGGAUGAGGAGGUGAUGGAUAAGGACCAGAUCCUGCUACAGAAAGAGGCCGAGCUGAGACGCAUGCAGGAGAUGAUCACUCAGAUGCAGGCGCAGAUGAAGAUGAACGAGUGAAAAGAUCGAUAGGAGCAGAGAAGAAAGCACAGUGAUCUUAAUAAACACACACACAAACACACACACACACUCGGUUCUCCUCUGAAUCCAUCACUGCCUGUGGCCCCCUGCCGACCCACCAGGAGCCCACGAUCACAUCAUCUUCAUCUGCACGCCCAAUCAUCGUCAUCAUCAUCAUCUUCCAUCCAAACAUCCAUCAAGGGUUCACAAGCUCACAGUAUUUUUUUCUAUUUGUAAUUUGUUCUCAAAAACCCAAGACUCACUUUUCAAAAGUACGACCUCGAUAAUAUUUGAUUACUUGACAACAUUGACAUUUAUUCAUCAUUUAAUUUUGUAUUAAUCGUGAUCCACCGAGCUGCCAGGGACAACAGACUGUUAACAAACAUAUUUGCAAUAAUCCUGCAUUUUGUUCACGUCGACGUCGACAUUUUCCAAUUAUUUUGUUUUCACUAUAAGACUAGUUUGAAUUUUUUUUUUUACUUAACAGUGAAAAAACUGUCUACUUAUAAUGCUUUCUAUUGGCUUGGGAGUCUCUGAGAAUCAUCUUCAUCUUUGAACGGUUUCAAACUUUGCGAACGUGUUGGCUUCAGUCUCACAACCCGAGGCCUUUAAAUAUCACCACAGUGAAAUGUAAGCGUGGUUGUGAACGAGGUGAACUGUCCAUGUUGAGAACGAGGAAUCCUCUAGUGUCCGGGUUUCUGGGCAGAAUAUUUGCCUGUAGUUGCCUUAGAAUGGAAACCUUUAUUUUUUUAGAUACAUUCAAUUUGAGGUGAAUGUUUGUCUUUUAGUUUGAAAAGCUGUUAAACUAAUUUACACUCCGUUACACAGAGAAACCAGCAUUCUGUAGGAACGUGCAUAAUUAAAUUAAAGGGCCAUGUUGUUAAUAUCUUUUUUAUUUAUCAACAGCUGCAUGAUCUUAACGCCGGUGCCAAACCACAGACUUAAAACUAAUCAAACAAGUCCAGUGGUUUAUUGUGUAUUUGCUUUAGUAACAUUUGUACGCUACUUGUGCAGUUCUUAAUCAUACUGUGUGUAGCUUCUCCCAUUUAAAUAUCCACUACUAUAAUAUGUAACUGCUCUUUGUGUAGACUCCCUCCAGCCUUCUGACGUUCCACCAGCAUGAUUUUGUUUCUGUCUUUUGCUCUGAUGCAUAUCUGUCUGUUGUACUCGCGUAGACAAAACACUAUUAUAAUUUUUUCCUAAUCAAAUGUCAGUAAAGUCUUGUUUUUUUAAAUGUCAACAUUUUUUACAUUUCACUCUGAAAUAAAAAUGUGUUUAGAGAAAAAAA